This is a messenger RNA of Mycotypha africana, 321 nucleotides long. RefSeq lists its product as uncharacterized. The coding region runs from base 1 to 321 and encodes 106 amino acids. NCBI's taxonomy places the organism in Eukaryota, Fungi, Mucoromycota, Mucoromycetes, Mucorales, Mycotyphaceae. The record is from RefSeq and is a predicted model, not a curated record. The transcript is spliced from 3 exons.
AUGGCCAACAUGUUGACGCAUGGGACAUCUAAAUACAAUCGCAAGAAGAGAAGCAAGACAAAGAAGAGAAAGAACCAGCGGAAGAAGAAAAAGAAAGGAAAGAAUGUCAACCAACAGCAGCCAACAAAUGCCAAGAAGUGGAAGGCUGAUAAAUACUUGGAAUUCCCUAGAAGGGUGCCACUGAUUGUGUUUGGUGCUGGUAUGUUUGGCAAAGAUGUGGUGUUGUCGAAACGUGAGGCUGAAGGUCAAUUGAUUGUUGUCACAAUCGAUGAAUUCAAAACCUCAAAAACAUGCAGCCUCUGUUUCUAUGAUGAUAUGUAA